Molecule: messenger RNA, 1056 nt
Organism: Rotaria sp. Silwood2
Lineage: Eukaryota; Metazoa; Rotifera; Eurotatoria; Philodinida; Philodinidae
Source: the annotation of a GenBank genome assembly
AUGUCAGCUGGUAUUCUACCAGAUAUGUAUCGAUAUACAGCACGAAAAAGUACCGUAUCAAAAAAUCCAAAGCCAUCAAAUAUAUCAUUAUGUAAUAAUUCAACAACACAUUAUUCAUCAUAUCAUGAUGAUAAUAAUCCAAAACAACAACAAAUAUUUGAUACAAUUGAGCAUAAUAUUAAAUUAGAAAAAGAUGUUCCACAACAACAACAACAGCAAUCAUUUAUUAUUGUACCUGAUAAUGAAAUAGAACAAAUGAUUAUCGGAGAAAAUAAUGAAAGAACAACUGAAGAAAUAUUAAAUGAUAUUGUUGAUGAGAUUAAAAAUCAAAUUAUUGAAACGUCUAUUAUAUCGAAUUCAAAUCAGAUAAGAAAAACUUUUUCAAUAGAUACUCAGGCUGUUCAUGAUGCUAUCGAUUCAAUUAUGAAUCAUAUUAUUGAGAAUGAUAAUGAAGAAUUUUUAUCUACAAAAAUAGAUAAUAAAAUAGAAGAAAAUGUAAAUAAUAAUAAUAAUAAUAAUAUCCAAGAAAUAACACCUAUGGAAAGUGAUCCACCAAUACCAAUUAAUUCACGAUCACAAAUCGAUGAGGAUAUUGUUGAAAUUCAAGGAUCAACAAAUCGUACUAUUCGUCCAAAUCCUACUGUUCCAAAUGGACAGACAUUUCCCUUACGUCCAUUACCUGAACAUAAUCCUUGUGAUCACACCAUAGCUCGACCACAAUUAAAUAUUACACAAGAAAAUACAACAGUACGUUUAACAUGGAAUUUACAAUCAACACCAAUGGAAUCUAUACAAAAUUAUGAAAUCUAUGCAUAUAAGCAAAAUGCAACAGUAACAGCAUCAGAUUGGAAAAAAAUUGGUACAGUUAAAUCAAUGCGUUUACCAAUGGCAGUUACAUUAAAAGAAUUUCAAUCUAAUAGUCAUUAUGCAUUUGCUGUUCGUGCAGUAUCAAUUAAUAAUAAUAUCGGUCCAUUUUGUGAACCGAAAACAAUUUUUACUGGAAAUACACCAGUUCAACCAUUACAUACAAGUCAAUUACUCAAUGUAUCUACAUAG